AUGGGGGGUCUGAGGCCUUGGGCCCGAUAUCUGCUCCUGCUUGUGGCCCACCUGCUGGCCCUGGGGCUCGGGGCUGUGGUAUUCCAGGCCCUGGAGGGCCCUCCAGCACUCCGCCUCCAAGCCCAGCUCAAGGCUGAGCUGGCUACCUUCCUGGCGGAGUAUGGGGCCUGCUUGCCACCUGGAGCCCUGGAGGAGCUUCUGGGCACCACCCUGAGAGCACAGUCCCACGGAGUCUCCAGCCUGGCCAACGGCUCAGACACCAGCAACUGGGAUCUUCCCUCAGCCCUGCUCUUCACUGCCAGUAUCCUCACCACCGCGGGUUAUGGCCACAUGGCUCCACUAUCGGCAGCUGGGAAGGCCUUCUGUGUGGUCUACGCGGCUCUGGGGCUGCCAGCUUCCUUAGCCCUUGUGGCUGCCCUGCAACACUACCUGCUCCCUUCCUUCAGCUGCUUGGGUGUCUGGGCAACUACCCGCUGGCAGCUGACACCAGCCCGGGCUGCGCUGCUUCAGGCUACCGGAUUCGGCCUGUUAGUGGCUACCAUCUUCGUGCUGCUGCCGGCUCUGGUGCUGUGGGGUGUCCAGGGUGACUGUAGCCUGCUAGAGGCCAUCUACUUCUGCUUCGGCUCCCUAAGCACCAUUGGCCUGGGAGACCUGCUGCCUGGCCAGGGCCGUGGCCUGCAUCCAGGGAUUUACCACCUUGGCCAGUUCUCCCUUCUUGGUUACUUGCUACUAGGACUCCUUGCCAUGCUGCUGGCUGUGGAGACCUUCUCUGAGCUGCCACAAGUCCGUGCCAUGGUGAAGUUCUUUGGGUCCAGUGGCCCUGUGACAGCUGAGGAUCAACAUGGCAUCCUAAGCCGAGACGAGUUGGAUCUGAGCACCCUGCCUCCCCCCACUCCCACCUCAGACCAGACCCCUCCUUGCUGACACGGCACAGGUGCCCAACUUCACCUUCUUUUACGUGAAGGAGCCAGAGGCAGUCAUCAGGAGUGCUUGGGGAAGAAUCUGGAGAUGGGGG
Messenger RNA from Dipodomys ordii (Ord's kangaroo rat), 1015 nucleotides. RefSeq names its product potassium channel, two pore domain subfamily K, member 7 (gene Kcnk7). The transcript has 3 exons. The record is from RefSeq and is a predicted model, not a curated record. NCBI's taxonomy places the organism in Eukaryota, Metazoa, Chordata, Mammalia, Rodentia, Heteromyidae. Gene Ontology annotation, molecular function: potassium ion leak channel activity. Gene Ontology annotation, cellular component: membrane. Gene Ontology annotation, biological process: potassium ion transmembrane transport; stabilization of membrane potential. Bases 1 to 924 code for a protein of 307 amino acids.